AUGCUAGAGGUGUUGAUCACAAUCAUUCCCUCAAUAUGCUGGCUACUAUACCACUUCUACACGAUACUACAAACUCCAGUCGAAAAAAUUAUUGAAGAUUUGAAUAUAGAGAUCCCCCAUAUACCAAACAUCUGCAUCGAUUCGAUAAACGAGUCCUCGAUCGUAAUUCACUGGGAUAUAGAGGUGAAAAGCGAUGAAAAUUUGUAUUACAUCAUUGUGAUAAACGGUCAAGAUGUUGCUAGUUUGACUUCGACGUCGUGCAAGUUAAACAACCUCGACCCCAAGCAAGUUUAUACUAUUGAAGUGGUUGCUAGCAAUACAAUCACCAACUUCAAGUCAAAGUCGAGACCUGUUUACAUUGAGACUUUAAGCAAGGAUGACGUGAAGCAGCUUGUCGAAAACACUGAUCUUUUGAAACCAGUUUCGAGUGAAGCAAGAGAUGAGAAUUUGAAUGCAAUCACAAUUGAACAAAUUAAGGAUAUUGACGACGCCAAAUUGGUAAACAGUUAUUUGAUCAAAACCCAAAAUGAACUUGCCAAGUCCAAUUCUGAGUAUACAAACUUCCAAACUGCCAUUAGAGAAGAGCAAAAUACCUUACAGAAAGAGUUGAACAUUUACAGAGCAGAGUAUGAGGAAGAGACCGACUCCAAAAAUAAAAAAGACCACGACGUGAAGGCUUUGGAGAGAGUAAAGAAUAACUUGUCAUUUAAAAAGUCGAAAUUAAUAGCCCAAUUAAACAACCUCACCAGCUCAUUAGCAAUUCAACGUACAAAGUUUCAGGAAAAUGAUUCAAAGAUAAUCAAAUUGAGAGAACGAAAUCUGCACUUGAGUGAAUUGGAAAAACAAGUAAAGGCUAGUAUUGAUGAGGAGAUGGAAAAAGUGCUUCAACAGUUGCAAAACGACAAACAGCAGUACGAAGCUGUUGAGGAAUCAUUAAAGAGUCUAACGGUUGAGAAAAAGGACACUAUUGUUUUAAAGAAUAAACUAAGGCCACUAUUGGACCAAUUCAAUAACCAAACCACCCAUGAUCAUUCUGCAUCACCAAGUCCUGGUCCUAAUGGUUCGUCAACUUCCCUUCAUCUGCUAAAUGCAUCUAUUUUCAACAAAGAUGGAUCGCUUACAAAGAAUUCGUUUGAAGCAUUAUUGAAGAUUUUUCAAUUGAUUCCAUCGUGGCAAGAUGAGAUUAUGCGUGAGAUAAACAAUUACCAAGAAAUUGAAAAUCAUUGGAAAUCGGCCUUCAAGGCAGAAGUUAAGAACUUUGUUGCCGUCCAUCAGGCUUUGGAGAUUGCUAAAUUGAACAUAGAUGACAGUUACCAGCCAGUCAAAUUGAAUGAAUAUCAAGCUUCUAUUGAGUUUGGCGGGUAUGGCAAUGCAUUACCAAAGCCUCGAUUCAGUAGUCAAGGCAAAGCUGAGAGAAAUGCAGCCACAGAGGAGGUUGGCAGUUCGUUCCGUAACCAUUACAGUCAGGUGUACACGAAUAAUGAGAACCAAGCUCCAGUGACCCAACCUCCAUCUUUACCCCAGGAUUACGAUGAUCAACCAUUUGUUCCACAACAAGGACAAAUACCUCCAAUGGCCGAUUUUCAAACACGUGGUGGUGACCAGUCCUAUAUCAGCUUGAAACAAAUCAAUGCAUUGGCAAGAGGUUUAGAAGUAAACUCUCCGAUGCACUCUGAUCCUGCGUUGCAUGAACCAUUCAACCCAAAUUUACCAGUCUUUAAUGAACCGAGUGAAGUUGUUUCUCCCACCCAAACUUCGUUUUACGGCAACUUGGCUCCCUCGAUCCAAGCACCACAAGGCUUGGAGUCCCGCUUGUACGAUCCUAAUCAUUCUAGAUCCUUGUCGGAGGUGUGGAAUCCUCCAGCAGCCCCCACAGGAACUGGCUCCUCUUUGCAUGAAUUUGUGCAGCCAACAGCCGCACGAGCAACGCAAAACGGGUUCUUGGUUUCGCCUUCGCAGAAUAUUUGGCUCAAUGAGAGGGGUAACAACAGCAUCAGUGCCAUGUCUAGCAAUUCGCCAAUAUGGAGAAAUGAGCUAUAUUCUAAUACGGGGCCUGCACAGCUUUCUACAUCUCCUCAGUCGAGGGAAUUUCAGCCUUUUGGUGACCGGUUUAAUUUGCUAAACACAGGCGGGAACACCACUUCCACUGCACAUCCCUUCUCGCUGCUUCAGCAUUUACAUUCAACGGAUAAGGAAGACUCGUCAGAAAAUCUUGCUCCUUUCGACUUUACUCCACACUAA
This is a messenger RNA of Lodderomyces theae, 2241 nucleotides long. RefSeq lists its product as uncharacterized. The coding region runs from base 1 to 2241 and encodes 746 amino acids. Gene Ontology annotation, molecular function: protein binding. NCBI's taxonomy places the organism in Eukaryota, Fungi, Ascomycota, Pichiomycetes, Serinales, Debaryomycetaceae. The transcript has a single exon. The record is from RefSeq and is a predicted model, not a curated record.